ACUACAAGUGUUCUUCCUCUGUACACAAAUACAACUCUGUUCUUAGUUCAGAGAACAACCCUUUACCUUGUACACAUCAAAGAGAGGAAAAUGGAAGGAGAAGGGUGUUGUGGGAGUUAUUUUCAGAGGUGGAAGCCUUACAUAGCUAUGAUUUCUCUGCAAUUCGGCUUCGCCGGUAUGAACAUAAUCACAAAAGUCUCACUCAACCGUGGCAUGAGCCACUAUGUGCUUGUGGUUUAUAGGCAUGCCUUUGCUACUGCAGCUAUUGCUCCUUUUGCACUUGUUCUCGAGAGGAAAGUGAGGCCUAAGAUUACAUUUGUUAUGUUCAUGCAAAUGUUCGUGUUGGGUCUCCUUGGGCCCGUGAUUGAUCAAAACUUGUACUAUGCGGGGUUGAAAUUUACUUCCCCAACCUACUCAUGUGCAAUAAGCAACAUGCUCCCUGCAAUGACAUUUGUGAUGGCCGUUAUUUGCAGGAUGGAGAAGCUGAACGUGAGAAAAGUAAGAUACCAAGCAAAGGUGAUUGGAACAGUGGUAACUGUUGCUGGGGCCAUGCUAAUGACAUUGUACAAAGGGCAAGUCAUAAAUUUCUUGGGGGCUAAGUACAUGCAUCAUCCUAGAAACUAUGCACCAGAAAACACCACUGAUUCGGGUGAAAAGGAUUGGUUUAAGGGUUCUAUUCUGCUCAUAAUUGCUACCCUUUCUUGGGCUUCUUUCUUCAUCCUUCAGGCAAUGACAUUAAGGAAAUACCCUGCUCAGCUCUCCCUCACAGCACUCGUGUGUGGAUUGGGUACACUGCAAUCAAUUGCAGUUACCUUUGUGAUGGAGCACAAGCCUUCUGUUUGGAGCAUUGGUUGGGACAUGAACCUUCUUGCUGCAGCCUAUGCUGGUAUAAUAUCAUCAGGUAUUACCUACUAUGUUCAAGGGAUUGUCAUGCAAAAAAAAGGGCCAGUUUUUGUUACUGCUUUCAGCCCUUUGAUGAUGAUCAUAGUGGCCAUCAUGGGCGCUUUCAUCCUUGCUGAAAAAAUAUAUCUUGGAGGAGUGGUUGGAGCUAUUCUGAUCGUAAUAGGACUUUACUCGGUUCUAUGGGGCAAAUAUAAGGAAAACAAAGAGAAAGAAGCAGAGACAAUCACUGAGGUAAUGAAGUGCUGUUCAGAAAACGGAAGGAUGGAAACUGUGAUCGAAGAUGCCGAAACAAAUGACAUUGAAAUGCAAAAGAGUGAAGGUUGUGAAGAGUCAAGGGUAGCCAUUGGUGUUCCAAAAGUAUGAACUAGUAGAGAUUCGAAAGGGAUGAAUAACAGAGGCUGCAAUGAAAAAGGGUCGUUGAGAACAGAGAAAUUGAGAGGGGAUUUUGUGUAACCUUCAUCAUCAUCCUCACCAUAUUUCUUCGGAAACUUAAGCUUUUUUUUUCGUGGUUUUAUUA
This is a messenger RNA of Abrus precatorius (Indian licorice), 1420 nucleotides long. Its product is annotated as WAT1-related protein At5g07050. The transcript has 7 exons. The coding region runs from base 91 to 1266 and encodes 391 amino acids. Gene Ontology annotation, cellular component: plasma membrane. The record is from RefSeq and is a predicted model, not a curated record. NCBI's taxonomy places the organism in Eukaryota, Viridiplantae, Streptophyta, Magnoliopsida, Fabales, Fabaceae. Gene Ontology annotation, molecular function: transmembrane transporter activity.